Molecule: messenger RNA, 746 nt
Organism: Capsella rubella
Lineage: Eukaryota; Viridiplantae; Streptophyta; Magnoliopsida; Brassicales; Brassicaceae
Product: pentatricopeptide repeat-containing protein At1g12775, mitochondrial
Molecular function (GO): protein binding
Source: RefSeq, a predicted model, not a curated record
AUGUUUAAGGUCAUGAGGGAGAGAAAUAUGGAUAUGGAUACUGGUGUUUAUAACAUCAUCAUCCAUGGAAUGUGCAAAGCGGGUAAGUUGGAGGAAGCAUGGAAUCUAUUCACUGAUCUCCUCCUCAGUGGUUUGCAGCCUGAUGUUAAAACUUAUAAUAUGAUGAUCAGAUUCAGCACGUUUUGGAGGGCUGAAAAAUUAUAUGCAGAGAUGCUCAGUAGAGGUAUAGUCCCCGAUACUAUCACCUAUAUCUCAAUGAUCCAUGGACUCUGCAAGCAGAACAACCUAGCUGAGGCUAGGAAGGUGUUUGAUUCCAUGGAUAGCAAGAGCUGUUCGACUUAUAAUACACUCAUUAAUGGCUACUGCAAAGCAAGAAGGGUUGAUGAUGGGAUGGAUCUUUUCUGCGAGAUGUAUCAAAGAGGAAUAGUUGCUAAUAUAAUUACUUACACCACUUUGGUUUAUGGUUUUCGUCAAGUGGGUGAUUUUAAAACUGCCUUAGACAUUUUCCAGGAGAUGGUUUCUAAUGGGAUGCAUUCUAGUUCCAUAACUUUCCGCGAUAUUCUGCCCGAUUUAUGCAGUAAGAAGGAACUACAAAAGGCAGUGGCAAUGCUAGUGGAUCUGCAGAAGAGUGAGGUGGUAUGUCCUCAAAGAAUGUACGCCUCUGAUUUUGGUGUAAUUUGUAAAUUUGGCGUAAAGUACAAAACAGACAUAUUAAAAGUCGAACUAAUAUAGAAUUCACAAAUGUG